Colletotrichum orchidophilum is the source of this 3294-nucleotide messenger RNA. RefSeq names its product kinesin motor domain-containing protein. Gene Ontology annotation, molecular function: microtubule binding; peptidase activity; microtubule motor activity. Gene Ontology annotation, biological process: microtubule-based movement; mitotic spindle organization. The record is from RefSeq and is a predicted model, not a curated record. Lineage: Eukaryota; Fungi; Ascomycota; Sordariomycetes; Glomerellales; Glomerellaceae. Bases 1 to 3294 code for a protein of 1097 amino acids. The transcript is spliced from 3 exons.
AUGUCUCAGGGCAUGCUUGGAUUUCACCUCGAUGCGAUAUAUCACACAUCCAUCCAACUCAACGGCCGUGAGUACGUCUACGAUGGUGGCAUCGUGGACAUUACUCCAGGCACGUCUCAUCUGGGCCAGCCCAUGGAGCGGAUUUUCCUUGGAAAGACAGAAUUACCUAUGGAGGCCUACGAUCUGUGGAAACACAACUGCAACAACUUCUCAGACUCGUUUUCUCAGUUCUUGAUUGGAAAGGGCAUCCCAGAGCAUAUCAUCAAGAUGCCUGAUGCUGUACUCAGCUCUCCGAUGGGCAGGAUGCUCAUGCCUCAACUGAACCAGGUCAUAAACUCCAACAGACAAAAUGGUUCAAUCCUUGGUAUCCAGAACAAUCCCACGCCCCAAGGCUUCGGAUCAGCGCCACAUCCCACAACCCCCCGGGCAAGUAUCAGGAUUGUCAGUAGCUCUCAAGAGCUGGACGCCGUCCUUGAUUCUGCAAAAAACUCAUGUGCUGUUGUUUUGUUCACCUCCUCUACUUGCCCUCCUUGCAGGGCCAUCUCACCCGUCUUCGAUGAAGUGUCCGCAGAGGCAGGCAGCAAGGCUACGUUUAUUAAAGUGGACGUUGCCCAGCUCACACCACUUCCUGGGAAGAACUACCCUCGAGCAACCCCGACAUUUAUCACGUAUUUGCACGGGGAAAAGGAGAACGAGUGGGCAGGUGCUGAUCCUGCUGCUCUUCGAGGCAACGUCCAGCUCUUGUUACAGAUGGCUUGGCCUAGGCAUCCUCACGAGUCCCUCAAACUUCCCAACUUUUCCAACCCAAAUGCAAAGCCAGUCUUGUUCUCGAAGGUGCCUCCACUGGCCAAAUUACUCGGCAAGAUGGGGUCGGCAGCAAACGAACCAGCCGUGCAGGCGACCAAGCAGUUCAUUGAAGCCCGCGAUAAGCAGGGUGCUGCCGCCGCCAUGCUCCCGAACAUGGUCGAGUUUUCGGGGUUUCUGCAGGCAUCAGUGCAGUCGUUGCCCAUCGAGAUUCUUUUUACCAUCGUCGACUUGUUCAGGUGUGCGCUCGUCGACGCAAGGUUUAGCGGCUACUUUGCCGAGGAAAAGGGGCACGCGGCUGUUUUGGCAAUCCUCAACCUCGUCAACUCACGCAGCGACUGCCCGUAUGCCUUGCGAUUGGUCACGCUGCAAAUGGCGUGCAACUUCUUUUCCACGCCGCUCUUCCCGGAGGAAAUUCUUCGAAACGAGACUUUGAGAGCACCAGUCAUCCAGCUGAUUUCGUCGAGUUUUUUGGACGACAGCCACAAUAAUAUUCGCGUGUCCGCUUCGUCCCUGAUGUUCAAUUUGGCACUGUUCAGCAACAAAGCAAGACGUGAGAAGUCGGGAGAUGUAUUGCCAGAUGGCGAUGCGGUAGAGCUGGCCGCAUCGGUGUUGGAAGCCAUUGGACAAGAGGAGUCUUCGCCAGAGGCACUGCAGGGCAUGCUUCUCGCACUGGGCAACUUGGUCUAUUGCACACCAGGUGACAGUGAAGUAUCGGAUCUGCUAAGGACGAUGGAUGCGGAGGACACGAUUCUGGCCAAGAAGAAGCAAUUCCCAAAUGAAAAGAUCAUCAUAGAGGUGGGCUCAGAGCUUUUGGGCAAGGGGCUUAGACGGCCAGAGACUGACGAAGAAAAUCCAGAGAUCGAGCGUGGUGCCGAGUGUCUAGUAGAGAUGGACCCCAUCACCCAGCAAACGACGCUUCUCGUGCCUAACGACAACGACCCUGCGAACGCGAGAGCAAAGACCAGAAAGGUUAUCGAGGAAAAGAGCUUCACAUUUGACAACUCUUUCUGGAGUCACGACCUUAGUGACAAGAAUUAUGCGCACCAGGAAGACGUCUACAACAGUCUGGGCGAGGAGUUUCUCGACCACAACUUUGAGGGCUAUCACACAUGCAUCUUCGCCUAUGGCCAGACGGGUUCCGGAAAGAGUUACACCAUGAUGGGAACGCCAGACCAGCCGGGCUUGAUCCCUCGGACGUGCGAGGAUCUCUUCGAGCGAAUCGAGUCCGCGCAAAACGAGACGCCCAAUAUUUCCUAUAACGUCAGGGUGUCAUACUUUGAAGUCUACAACGAGCACGUCCGCGAUCUGCUCGUUCCGGUUGUGGCCAAUCAGCCGCCGUACUAUCUCAAGAUCAGGGAGUCACCGACAGAGGGACCGUACGUGAAGGAUCUGACCGAGGUGCCUGUACGCAAUCUCAAUGAGAUUUUGCGAUACAUGACCAUGGGAGACAGAUCGAGAACCGUUGCCAGUACCAGAAUGAACGACACGAGUAGUCGCAGUCACGCGGUUUUCACCAUCAUGCUCAAGCAGAUCCACCACGACAUGGAAACGGACGAGACGACAGAGCGGAGUUCGCGUAUUCGGCUGGUCGAUCUGGCUGGCAGUGAACGUGCCAAGGCAACGGAGGCAACAGGCCAGCGGCUUCGUGAAGGUAGCAACAUCAACAAGUCGCUGACGACCCUCGGUCGAGUGAUAGGAGCGCUCGCCGAUGCCAAGGCUGGUUCGAGAAAGCGCAGCAAGGACGUCGUUCCGUACCGGGACUCGAUUCUCACGUGGCUGUUGAAGGAUUCGCUCGGAGGCAACAGUAAAACGGCAAUGAUUGCUUGCAUAGCGCCGUCAGAUUACGAGGAGACGCUGUCGACGCUUCGCUACGCAGAUCAAGCCAAGCGCAUUCGUACGCGCGCAGUUGUCAACCAGGACCAGAUUUCGUCCGCGGAGCGCGACGCCCAAAUCGCAGCUAUGGCGGACGAGAUUCGAGCCCUUCAGCUAUCCGUUUCGGAAUCGCGACGACGGGAGAAGGAUACCAAGGACCAGGAGGAGAAGCUUGAGGAGUACCAGAACCACGUUGCUACGAUGCAGCGCAUGAUGGAGGAGCGAAGUCUCGUCGCCGAGGGCAAGAUCCGCAGCCUACAGACGGAGAACGAAGCAUUGCGCCUGCAUCUUAAGCUCGCGCUCGAGAGUCUGAAGAACCCGAUCCCGGCCGUCACGAUUAAGCCACCAGAGGCCGAGGAAGCGGAGGACGAGGCUCAGAGGGCCAAGUCGGCGGGUCUCGAGGGCAAGGAAAAUGGCGAGGACGCCGAGUCAUUGUACGACGACUCGGACGAUACGGCGUACGACUCGGAUGUCAUGGAGGAUAAUGCCAGCGACAUGCAGGAGUACAUGCGCAGCCUGCUGAGCGAUCUGGGCAUGUUCCGGCGGAAGAUUGGAGACGAUAAGGAGCGCUGGGUCGGCGAGAGGCCGCCCGUUGGAAGCAAAAUGAAUAUGUAG